AAUGGAAUGUCUCUGCAAAAAGCUUCUAUACUAGUGGAUCUUACACCUUAUGCUCUAUCGGAACCAUUCCAUCGCUCUUGACACGAUUACGCAAAAGUACUCGCCUUGCUUGAGAACAUCUGCGGGUCCCCCGCACACCCCUAGACCCCGAAUACCAGAGGCAAGAGAUAAUCCGAUAUUGCAACUUGCGUUCCCUUAACAGUGUCUCCUUGCGAAACGAUGUUAGUGUCAUUAGGAAGAGAUACAAACCUCAGUCAAUGGCGUAGCUCUAUGUAGAUCGUGUGAAAAGUUGUUUGUCGAGCAAUGAGGAAACGUGGUCAAGGUUGAAGCGAUGCUGGAACCGGAGAAAUUGAUCCAUUUGGUCCGCAUCCAUCGUGAACAUUUCCCAGAGUGCUUGUUCACACCCUCUUCGUACCCUCUCGUUGGUCCUUUCGACGUCUAUGGCCGUCGCUGAUCUUCCAGGCGCAAGUACUUCGUCUCAGAUACAGGAAGCCAGCCAUAGUACAGAAGCCAGCGAAAGCGUACAGGACUCUCAAGGCAAUGUUCAGGAUGCUUCUGCUUCAGUAGAGCACCAGCCUACCCCCUCAGAGCCGGUCAAGGGUGCUCAAGACAGCAAAGAUGCUGACAAGUCCGAUGGUGGCGAGGGAGGGCAGGUCCCUCCCUCGCAUACUGACCAACCGUCCACAGGUUCCCCCUCAGCAACCAUAACAUCCGUCGUCACGGCACCUUCGGAAGUUGAGCAUGCGAGUGGGGCACAUGAAGAAAAGGAUCAAGAAUCGUCUUCGGCAACCUUGUCAUUGACGGUACCCAUUCUGCGCAAGCGCACACGGCGUCGUGACAGAUCCGUUUCCGAGGGAAAGUACGCAGGGUCGAACACAACCGAAGGGUCUCCGUCCGUGUCAGAGGCCGAGCCAAAAACAAAGAAAACCAAGGCCUCACUACUCACGAAGAUCACCCAAAUAUUCACGUCUUGUGUCAUACCUUCUCACCGUACACAUGCUAUUGAACUAGAUGAGGGCCCAUCGCACGGACGCGCAGAUCAGAAGGACGCAGAGAAGCAUUCUACCAAGGACGUCGAGAUGGCAGAACCACAGCCAACUCGGGAAACAUCGUCAUCGCCUGCAGAUGACACUUCCCCUACGACCACGACCAAACCUCUUGUCAUCGUUCCUCCGCCUGCAAUCUCGGACCAAGAGGUCGUUGUGCCACCUACGCCUACCAAACAACUGUUACCUCUAUCCGAAACGGACGGACUGACGUCUGGUGCUGUACAACCUCCAGGAUCAACAGGAGAGGAAACCAAGACGGAGUAUGUGGUUGUGUCUGAAACAGGUGAAGAGUCGGAUGGUUCGUAUUCCGACGAUGAGGUGUUCACCGUAGGUCUUCGGUCGGAGGAUUUGGAGGACGAUGAACAAAGGUUAAUCAAGCAAGGUGGCGCGGGCAUACCCACUGGUCCCGAUGGAAAACCAAAGCCUCUGCUUCCUCCAAUAUCACCCAAGUAUGAGGGUCGGAAGUGUCUUGUACUCGAUCUCGACGAGACGUUGGUGCACAGCAGUCUACGACCUGUGCCAUCUCCGGACUACAUCGUCCCAGUAGAGAUCGAGUACACGUGGCACAAUUUCUAUGUCCUCAAGCGUCCCGGCGUCGACAGUUUCCUAAGGAGGAUGGGAGAGUUAUAUGAGGUCGUGGUCUUUACGGCCAGCUUGAGCAAGUACGCCGAUCCUGUACUGGAUAGGCUGGAUCCCGACCGGACGGUUGCUCACCGACUGUUCCGAGAAAGUUGUUAUAACCAUCGGGGGAACUAUGUAAAGGAUCUCUCGCAACUCGGCCGUCCCGUUGCAGAUACGAUUAUCCUAGACAACUCUCCUGCGUCCUACAUCUUCCAUCCACACAACGCAGUGCCCGUAUCAUCAUGGUUCAGCGAUAUACAUGACACGGAGCUAGGUGACAUGUGUCCUUUCCUCGCCGAUCUUAGCGCGGCGAGUGAUGUUCGGGGCAUUCUCAACCCAACAGUGUAGCAUUAUAACUUCCGAGUUACGACCAUGUGCUCAGUCCCCGGGGCUUGAGUAGAUGGGCCUAACUGAAUACUCGCUGCCUAGCUUUCAAGCUGUACUUGUCGAAUGCUCUGCCUCCAAGCUUUGACAUUCCUUCUUGUUAGAGUGCAAAUGACUAGCCGAGACAUGCAUCGCAGGAUGCUUUCUCUCGCCGUCAUAUUUGCCUCUUGUCUCCGUGUAAGACGGAGGCACUUCGGUUCUUCUAUACCCGCGAAAAUAGGUUACCCCUUCCUUCACUGCCAUAGUAGAUGGAUACAUCGCCUACGCACUCCCACACUCCUUCAGGCUCAGCAGAGUCACCCAUCAAAGUUUCCCUCAUCUUGUGUAAGCAUAAAUACUCCACAAUUUGACAACCGUAUGCAUGUACUCAUUUACCAUUACAUACGCCAGACUGGAUCCUUGCAGUAUCGUGUUAUACCCCCUCAAAGCUAUAUUUGUGUCAGAGCUCUGUUCUCAUUUUACCCCCCUUGUGCACUUCCUUUGCUAUCUUUAUAUCACGAACCCUGUAUGAGCGCACGAUGAGACGUUUUUCACCUCC
This is a messenger RNA of Somion occarium, 2592 nucleotides long. NCBI's taxonomy places the organism in Eukaryota, Fungi, Basidiomycota, Agaricomycetes, Polyporales, Cerrenaceae. The record is from the annotation of a GenBank genome assembly.